CCAUCUUCUAGGCAAGACUCUUAUUCGGUUCAGUAUAGGAUUAUCACAUCCUUACUAUAACCCCCUGAACCUUGGGACAAAAUAAAAGGAAUCCGGUUUGAUUCCGGCUACUUUCAAAAGAAAAAGGAAAAAAAUGGGGAAUGAAUUCGAUGAGCAAAAUACUGAAAAGAUGAGAAACCCUUUUGUGACCGUGCAUAGUUCUGCGGCAUCAGCUGCCUCGUCAGGUCUCGCAGCUCGCGUGGGCAAACUCAUCUUGCCCAACAGAAAACCCAUUCGGACUCCGCACUAUAUUACUAUAACCUCGAGAGGCACUGUUCCACAUAUAUCGCCGGAUAUAGUCAGAAAUAGUACCGCAAUUGGCAGUCUUUACGUCGGGUUGGAGGAUUUCUUGGAUAAAGCUCCUCGAACAAUACCGAUACUGAAUAUACCUCAAUCCCACCCUCGGGAGUCCCGAUUACGAAAAUUUAUCGCCGCGCAAGACGAUGAUGUCCUCAUCCUCGCGUCGCGCAGGGCCCAACCGGUCGUCACUCCGCAAGCGAACACGCCAAACUCAAUUACAAUACUGACCUCGGCGGGCUCUUACAUUCUAGAACAUGCAAAAUGGCUAGAGACAAUUCAGGAAUUGCGACCGGAUAUCGUCAUUGGGUUUGCGGAUUUGACCCCUGGACACGUACCGGGUGUCAAGAGGCGAGCGAAGAUGGUUGAUCGGACACACGCGUAUACUCGCGAUGCGACACAUUAUUUAUAUGGCGAAUCAGACAGCUCCAGUUGCAAUAAUAUGGACGAUACUUCGCUAUAUUUCGCGCCGAUUCUCCCGCUAGAGAAUACGCAGCAAAGUCUAUACCUUGAUGAUUUGGAGGAUGAGUUACGGCCUAAAAUCUCCGGUCUGGCUCUCUACGAAUCUGCGUCUUUAUCCAUCAUUCCAGAUACACUCAGCGACCUUGCGAGAUUCUGUAUCGGUGAGCCAUGGGUGCCACAAGAAAUACUUCGCGAUAUCGCUUUGGGGGCUGAUUUAUUCACCAUUCCAUUCAUUGGGGAUUUGUCCAAUGCUGGUAUUGCCCUCGAGUUUGUGUUUACGCCAUCAUCAUUGACGAAUACUGCCACAAAUGUUACCUCAAAACCACUAGCAUUCGAUCUCUGGGAUAAGUCAUACAGCACAGAUCUCACCUCGAUUUCCGAGGGAUGUGAAUGCUAUGCAUGCCGAAAACAUCACCGCGCAUAUAUCCACCAUCUACUCUCAGCAAAGGAAAUGCUUGCCUGGUCAUUACUACAGAUCCAUAAUCAUCACGUAAUGGAUCGGUUUUUUGAAGCUGUUCGUGAAUCCAUCACAAACAAUACGCUCGAGGCAGAUAUCGCCUCUUUUGAGAGAGAGUAUGAAUCUGCUUUUCCGAAACAGACUGGUCAGGGACCUAGGGUACGAGGAUAUAGUAGCUACGUCUCCAAAACCGGCGAACCACGCAGAAACGAACCUGCUUAUGGAAGGUUGAACGAUGCCCUUGAGAAAUAUGCCGAGUCACAGCAGUCCUCUGUAGCGACUCCGGAUACUAAUGCGGAAGGCUUGGAGAGGCAGGGAUUUGCGGAGAAGAGUGGCUGAUUGAUCCUUCUUCAACCUUGGAUAAUAAUUAGAUGAAAAAUAAGACAAUUGACGCAGCUUGCGUACAGAAUACACUUCGAAUAAGACUAUCUAAUAUCAUACUUUAUUUACAUAUCCCCCGCAAGCACAUUCCACAACGUAUUCAUCUCCUUCUUCUCUUCCUCCGACCCUGGUACCGUACCAGCUCCAUAUCUAUGCCCAAUCACACAGAGCAACCACACAUCAUUCUUGGUCUCAUUCAGUAACCGCUCCGUAGCCGAUCCACGAGGGUAAAUACGUCGCCACUCAUCCCAGAUACGGAAUGCUUCUUCACCCCAAGCACGGAAACUGACUUCUUCGAUUAUGGUGGGUGUUGUGAUUUCGCGACCGCGGAAGGCGCCCCAUGUCACUGCCAUACCUGUGCUUUCGCGUAUUUCGAGUGGUUCUUCGUCGGCCGCGGCGACGGCUGAAGAGGUGUCUUCCGGUUUAGGGGACGAGGAGGUUGAUAUCAAAAAUGAUGAUUCUAGGUGACCGGCGGCGUUGAUGGCGAACCAGGAAAACUCUUCACUGCCGUGUUUUAGGAGAGUGGGCUUGACUUUGUUUUGGUAGUCGGAACUGGGGCAGAAGAAUUCGACAAAGGCCUUUUGGAAAACGAAUCCCUCGCCAGGUGGACCCCAGCCAAAGACGGGAUGGUCACUUCGUACACCAUUCACGGCAGGUUGAGAUGCAAGUGUCCACCAAUUCUUCUUCUCGAUAAUCUGUAAUAGUUGUGGUUUGAUCGUUUCCGUCUCCGCGUUGAGAUUUGCGUCCUCUGCUGCCCCUCCCUCAGACCAAGGGACAAUGUACAAUUCUCCAGAUACGUGUUUUCGGAAAAGAGCACCAAUGUCUUCUCUAGUCACGGGAAAGCCCCAUAACUGUUUUGCUACGGUGGCGUUGACAUGCAAAGAAGGACCGUAACCGUCAAUUUCACCAAAGGCGGGCGAGCGUGAAUCACCCCAACGUCCAUUGGGGAAAUCGUCCCAUGUUGCUUCGCGGCCUAGUGAUCCGAUACCUUCUGAGAUUUGUAGCUGUGUGCUUCGUGGGGGUGGGUUGAGUGCUGGGACGCCGGCACUGGAAGCAAGAGUUUCGUAUGUGAUGGAUUUUCUCGAGGAAUGUUCCGACUGUUGGUCUGUAGGUACGUGUAGCUUGUCCACAAUGACCCUGUUGUAAGGACCAGAGUUGACCGACGAGGCUCGACGGCGUGACACUAAUGUUUUGAGAUCAUCUUUAUUAUUCGAUACGGCGACUUCCUCAAUCGCAAUAUCAUCUUCAACGGCGUCAUCGUCGCUAGAAGGUGGAAUCAAAUCACAACGUUCGAGAAUUAAAGUCACCGACUUCUCCAAGUUCAGCGUAUAGAAAUGGUAUCCACGAUGUCCUGGAUUGGGCAAGGACUUGAUCUGGUUUACAAUCUCACUGACAAUAUCGACGCCGACUUGUUUGACCCGUUCAUCGUCUGAUCGUACUUGCUCAAUUCGAGACAUGAUUGCAGGCGGGAUAUGGGCUCCGCUAAGUUUCGUCACCCGGGUAAGAAUCUUGUAACCGUGAAUAGGCAUAAGACCAGGGAUGAUAGGUAUAGACUUUAUCGCUCCCGACGGAUGGUUUCGCAGCCUCUCCUCAAAUUUCUGAUAUGUUUCGAAGUCAUAUGUUAAUUGAGUCAU
This is a messenger RNA of Talaromyces stipitatus ATCC 10500, 3270 nucleotides long. Its product is annotated as tRNA-guanine transglycosylase family protein. The transcript has 3 exons. Lineage: Eukaryota; Fungi; Ascomycota; Eurotiomycetes; Eurotiales; Trichocomaceae. The record is from RefSeq and is a predicted model, not a curated record. The coding region runs from base 134 to 1594 and encodes 486 amino acids. Gene Ontology annotation, molecular function: tRNA-guanosine(34) queuine transglycosylase activity.